Messenger RNA from Salvia splendens (bonfire salvia), 2671 nucleotides. RefSeq lists its product as uncharacterized. Gene Ontology annotation, biological process: cell surface receptor signaling pathway. Bases 523 to 2616 code for a protein of 697 amino acids. The transcript has a single exon. Gene Ontology annotation, molecular function: protein binding. The record is from RefSeq and is a predicted model, not a curated record. Lineage: Eukaryota; Viridiplantae; Streptophyta; Magnoliopsida; Lamiales; Lamiaceae.
UCGAAAAUAAAUUAAAAGUGGGUAGAAAACGGAUAUAAUUUUUUUGGAAGUGGGAAUUUUUUUUUUAUUUUUAAUAUGAUUUUUUAAUUAAAAUCCAAUUUUUUUUUAAAAAAAAAUUAAAUUGCCAACGGUUAUGUCGUUGGCCAAUAAGAAGCUGUCACGUCGCCUGCUCGCUGGCACAGACGUGCUCGAUGCAUUGAGCAGCGCCGUGCCAGCGGCGGACAGCUCAUCUGCGUCGCUGGCACGGACGGACGGACGAGCUUGUGCUCGCAGAUGUGAAUGCUCUAAUGCUUGGGAGUUUAAAGGUCGAUGAAGCAUCAUCGUCCCUAUUAAUAAGGUUGUAACAGCCUCUCUUUCUUUUUCUGGUUUUAAUGCAAACAAAGAAAAACACCACAGAAAGAGACAACAAUUACGUUUCACCACUCCCAUCUCCACCACCACCACCACCAUGGCCACCACAACCUCCUCCGUCGUGAACGGUGUGAAGAGAAUAAUCGUGACCGAAUCGGGAGGUGAGUGAUCAUGGCGGACAUAGUGAAGCAGAUCCUCACGAAGCCGAUCCAAUACGCAGAUGAGGUGAUCAAGCUCGCGGAUCAGGCCAAUUUCAUGAAAAGCGACUGCAGCGAGAUCAAGGUGAGCAUCCACGGAUCCUAUAAAUUUUCAGAUAUAUGUGGUAUAAAAUUAUACCAAAUGCGCCUUCUCAAAUAUAGAAUUUUUUUUUCUUUAUAUAAUGAAAUCCUAGCUACGUCCUUGAAGGUGAGAACGGAGAAGCUUGCGGUCCUCCUCCGCCAGGCUGCCCGCGCGAGUGGUGACCUCUACGAGCGCCCCACGCGUCGCAUCAUCGAGGACACGGAGCAGGUCCUCGACAAGGCCCUCGCCCUCGUCUUCAAGUGCCGCUCCAACGGCCUCCGCCGCAUCUUCGUCAUUGCCCCCGCCGCUGCCUUCAAGAAGGUCCACCAGCAGCUCGACAACUCCAUCGGCGACGUCUCCUGGCUCCUCCGCGUCUCCGCCCCUGCAGACGACCGCGACGACGAGUACCUCGGCCUCCCCCCCAUCGCCGCCAACGAGCCCAUUUUAUGCCUCAUUUGGGAGCAGAUCGCCAUCCUCUGCUCCGGCAGUUUGGAUGACCGCGCCGACGCCGCUGCUUCUCUAGUAUCCCUCGCCCGCGACAACGACCGCUACGGCAGCCUCAUUAUUGAGGAGGGCGGCGUGGUGCCGCUGCUGAAGCUGCUCAAGGAAGGCCGGAUGGAAGGGCAGGAACACGCGGCCCGGGCUAUCGGGUUGCUCGGGAGGGAUCCGGAGAGCGUGGAGAUCAUCGUCAACGCCGGCGUGUGUCAAGUGGUGGCGAAGAUUUUAAAAGAAGGCCACAUGAAGGUGCAGAUUGUGGUGGCGUGGGCGCUGUCGGAGCUCGCCGCGAACCACCGGAAAUGUCAGGAUCCUUUCGCUCAGCACAACGUCAUCCGCCUCCUCGUCAGCCACCUCGCCUUCGAAACCAUCCCCGAGCACAGCAAAUACGCCAUCGCCACCAACAAACAAUCGAUCCACUCGCUUGUAAUGGCGAAUUCAAACCCUAACCCUAAAAGCAACGACACAGAGGAAAAGCAUCACGGCGUCGCCGAUCACCCCAAGGCCAAUCAAAUGCCUAGCCAAAUGCACAAUAUCGUCACCAACACCUUGGCUAUGAAAUCCACAAUGUUGCCGGUGCCGCACAACUCCGCCGCAUCUCCAUCUCCGAUCAGCCACUCCGACAUCGGCGAAAAAAGCGGAAAAUCAAAUAAACAGCAGAGUCACCAGUUCAUCAAACAAAACAAAGGCCAUGGAUUACCAGGAUCCAGCAUCAAACGGAGAGAAUUCGAAGAUCCGGCUACAAAAGCAGAGAUGAAAGCGAUGGCAGCCAGAGCCCUACGCUACCUCUGCGCAGGAAACGUAUCCGUAUGCAAAAGCAUAACAGAGUCACGCGCUCUGCUCUGCCUCGCCGUACUACUAGAAAAGGGGGAAAUCGAAGUGAAAUACAAUUCCGCCAUGGCGUUGAUGGAAAUCACCGCCGUGGCCGAGCAGGACUCAGAUCUGAGACGAUCGGCGUUCAAACCAACCGCUCCGGUGGCGAGAGCGGUGGUGGAUCAGUUCCUCCGAAUCGUCGAAAAGGCAGAUUGCGAGCUCCUGAUCCCUAGCAUAAUGUCAAUUGGAAACCUAGCGAGAACGUUCAGAGCAACGGAGACGAGAUUCAUACCGGCAUUGGUGAAUCUGCUAGACGACAGGGAGCCGGAGGUGAUCUGCGAGGCGGCGGCGGUGCUGAACAAGUUCGUGUGCUCGGAGAAUUUCCUACACGAGACGCACAGCAAGGCGAUCAUCAAUAGCGGAGGGCACAGGCAUGUGAUCCCGCUGAUCUACUUCGGGGAGCAGAUGGUGCAGAUUCCGUCGUUCAUACUGUUGUGCUAUCUAGCGAUGCACGUGCCGGAUAGCGAGACGCUGGCGCAGGAAGACGUGUUGAUAGCGCUGGAGUGGUCGACGAAGCAGCAGCAUCUGAUGCAGGAUGAAGGCAUUGUUACGCUCGUUUAUGAAGCCAAGAAGAGAUUCGAGCUCUAUCAAUCUAGAGUCUCCAAACAGUACCACUGAAUUUAUGUAUAUAACUCCAUGUUUCGAUUCGAUGGAUCAGAUAAGAUUAAUCUAA